Cladocopium goreaui is the source of this 819-nucleotide messenger RNA. Lineage: Eukaryota; Dinophyceae; Suessiales; Symbiodiniaceae. The record is from the annotation of a GenBank genome assembly.
CCCGUCGGGUCGUUUUGAGACAACGAUGGACUUGGAGCAGCAGGCACAAGAGAUGGCCGAGAAGGCUCUUGCUUCUCUUCCCCCUGCAGCAAGGGCAGCAAAGUUGGAGACGGUGAAGGCUGGUAUUCUGAAGCGCUUGCAAGCGACACAAGCUGCCGCUUCCCCUCCUCCACCUCCAGCUGUAGCUCCGCCACCACCAGAACCUGAACCUCCAGCUGACGAUGCAACACUUUCGGAUCUUUCGGCGCCAUUGGGUGUCCCGGGUGUUGAGCUUUUUGGAGAUCUGCCGUGGUUCGCAGAUCUCAAAUUGCGAGGUCGCCUUUUGCAGGAGGUUCGACAGGCACAUGCGGCAGAGAAGAUCCUGGUUGGUGCACCGGCAGAAGAAAUUCAGCGCAUCCUCUCCCGCAAGGGUGGACAGCUAUUGGCAGCUGGGGCCGUUUUGCGAUUGGGAGGUGUACAUCAUGGUGGCUAUGGCGAAUCCGAUGUCAACUAUGCUUAUCGCCAGUUAUCACGCGCACUACAUCCGGACAAGAAUCCUGGCAUUCCAGAGGCGCAUGAUUCCUUCAAGCGCCUUGGCGAAGCAGCGGAGGAGCUGAAACAAGUUCUUGCAGAGUCACGCUUAGCUCUCAACAGCCUUUGCCAAGCCACAUUGGGAGCAGCUGCUGCGCAAGAGAGUUUGGAGCGACCGCAAGGUGAGCUCAUGGCAGAGGCCAGCAGACUUCUGGCAGCCGUCUUGUCUGUCUCAGGUGAAGGCACCAUCUCUGAAACCGCACUCUGGCGAGCUCCUCGCAUUUUUGUGCUACAGACUGGGCUCUGGCG